Molecule: messenger RNA, 2961 nt
Organism: Haliotis rufescens (red abalone)
Lineage: Eukaryota; Metazoa; Mollusca; Gastropoda; Lepetellida; Haliotidae
Product: beta-hexosaminidase-like
Exons: 8
Coding region: 110-2818 (902 amino acids)
Biological process (GO): glycosaminoglycan metabolic process; carbohydrate metabolic process; ganglioside catabolic process
Cellular component (GO): membrane
Molecular function (GO): polysaccharide binding; beta-N-acetylhexosaminidase activity
Source: RefSeq, a predicted model, not a curated record
ACAAGCAAGCGUUCAUAUGACGGGACAAGCCAUCUCCUCGUCAGACGCUGUGUUCGGUUGAGCCAGCACACAUCGUACCUUUGGCUGUCUCUGGUGUUGACCCGCUGUCAUGAAGGACUACUUCCAUCCCAUCAUCUGUCUGUUUGCUCUUAACUAUCUCUCUACACCACUUAACGGUCUCCGCCAAGAAACUGUCAACUAUAUAGCCCGGUACAUGGAUGUAAGGUACGAUGUGAUCGACAAUCUCCGCGACGCUCUGAAGACAUUUGAAGCUCAAAUAACAAUGACCAAUACGGGAUCCAAAACGAUCCCUGGUAAAGGCUGGUCUAUAUAUUUUUGUCAUCUGAACCUUCUGGAACCAGAGUUCCUGCCUUCUGUAGAAGGUGCUGUUCUUGAGAACUAUGGCAUCAGGUUCCGCCACACGCAAGGGUGUCUGUUUAUGCUGGAACUCUUAGACAAUUUUCAGGCUAUUCCACCAGGAGCGACAAGGAGUGUGAAGUUUCUCUCUGAAAACUUCUCCGUUUCAAAGUCUGAUGGACUUCCAAACUGGUACGUUGCAUCUGAAGGGCUAGAGUCUAGAGUCAUCCUCAGCACCGCUGGAGAGUCUUUUGACUUCGUUGGCGACUUUGACACGCCUAAUAAAUGGAAAAGGUAUGAUUUCAUAACCGAAGAGGCCGAAGGCCAUGACAGAUACGACCCAUUCACCCCCAGAGUCAGAUAUUCUAUGAAUCAGGAUACCAAAGACCUUGGUUCUGCUAACAAUCACCUAAUCCCCACACCAGCUAAGAUGUCCGUUAAUGGAAAAGAUAAGAUCUCCUUACAAACAAAAGAUUGGAGGAUAUUUGCUGAUGGAAACUUCAGCUAUGAAGCACAGUAUCUUGCAGAACGCCUUGGCAUCAACGUCAUAGCCACGGAGCCUAGUAGUGGCUACAUUAAACUUACUAAAGGUAAGGUCGAGAUCAACAUUCCUGGAAGACAGCGCAACAGUCCUGAAGCUUACUCCUUGUCUGUGGAUCCAGACAAUGGAUUGAUAGAAAUCAGGGCCAGUGCUCCAGCGGGAGUCUUCUAUGGUGUGCAGACGCUGUUGAAGUUGAUGGACGACGACCUGAACGUUCCCCACGUGACCGUCGUCGACGCUCCUCGCUACGCCUACCGUGGCGUGAUGCUGGACGUGGCCAGGAACUUCCACAGCAAGGAGCAGGUGCUCCGCCUCAUCAAUAUCAUGGCCAUGUUCAAACUGAACAAGCUGCAUCUUCAUCUCACUGAUGACGAGGGAUGGAGGCUCGAGAUUCCUGGCCUGGAGGAACUCACUCAGGUAGCAGGCCGCAGAUGCCAUGACCCGAAAGAGGAACAUUGCAUCCUGCCCUUCCUUGGCUCAGGACCAACCUCCAAUGCUCCGGGCACAGGAUUCUACACCACCAAGGACUACCAAGAGAUUGUCCGCUACGCCCGUGACCAUCACAUCGAGGUCAUCCCGGAAGUGGACAUGCCUGGUCACGGCCACGCCGUCAUCAAGGCCAUGGAAGCCAGAAGGAAACGCUUCCUGGCUCUGAACAACGUGACCGCAGCUAACGAGUAUGUUCUCGUGGAAGCCAAUGAUCCAUCGGUGUAUAAAUCCAUCCAGAUGUACACUGACAAUGCCGUUAACCCCUGUCUCCCGUCAACAUACAGGUUCAUAUACAAGAUCGUUAAAACGCUGCACGAUUUACACAAAGACAUUUCACCUUUAAAAAUAUUUCACUUCGGUGGGGAUGAAGUUGCGAAAGGAGCAUGGGAAAAUUCCACGGCUUGUGAACAGGUCUUUGGCAAUGGGUUUGAUAUAGCUGAUACAAAGAUCCUAAAACAACUGUUUCUCCGCCAAGUUGCUAAUCUCACCUCUCAGUUCGGGCUGGAUUUAGCGGCGUGGGAGGAUGGCAUGAUGGAGUCGGGGAGCACCCCCUACCAGAGAGGGGGGCUGCAGAAUAAGAACAUUUACGGCUACGCCUGGGACAACAUCUGGGAGUGGGGGGCUGCAGCCAGGGCCUACAAACUCGCCAACGCUGGAUACAAGGUAGUCAUGGCACAAGCUACGCAUCUCUACUUCGACCACCCCUACGAGCCCGACCCCCUAGAGCGCGGCUUGUACUGGGCGCCGCGGUACACCGACACCAGGAAGACGUUUGGCUUUAUGCCCAUGAACAUGUACGCCAACGCGGACGUUGCGAGGUCGGGGGAUCCGCUCACCAAGAAGGAUGUCUGCGGAGAGGACCUAGACGGAUGUAUCCCUCUCGAGAAACCGGAAAAUAUUGUUGGAAUGCAGGGUCAUCUGUGGAGCGAGCUGGUGAGGAACCGUGACAUCGCCGACUACAUGAUGUUCCCCCGGCUGCUGGCCCUGGCGGAGAGGGCGUGGCACGAGGCGGCGUGGGAGGAGGAGGAGGACAAUACGACCAGGCAGGCUAUGGAGGACAGGGACUGGGAGCGGUUUGCCAACACCCUGGGCUACAGCGAGCUGAAGAGACUCGAAAACAUCGGCAUCAAGUAUCGUGUGCCUCCCCCGGGAGCAAUAGUUGAAGGGGACAUUCUGCGGACGAACGUGGCGUACCCAGGCCUGACCGUGGAGUACAGCUUGAACGAGGGGGAGUCAUGGUGUCAGGCUUCGGAACCAGUUCUGCUGAGACUAGUCAAGAGCACACGUAUAUUGCUGAGAACACGAGGCGCUAACGGAUCCCGAGUGAGUCGAGUGGUUCAUCUGUUCACGGGGGCGACGGUAAACAGCGGAAACACGUUAUACCCUAUGUUUGCAUUAGUUUUGUCAAUCAUAUGUGUUAUGUUCAUGUAAAUGUUAUAAACCACCAUACAUUGGCUUAUUCAUAAUGCUUCUCUCACGAAAUCCUAUCCACAUUGAAAUUAGAAUCAUUAGUUUGUAUGUAAAAUUGUCCGUCCAGCAUCGAAAUAAACAUGAAUUUUGGACAUUUCUAACCA